GCUGCAUGCCCACUCAAGGUUAUCACUGAUGUACCUCGAUCAUUUUAAGAGCAACGGCACCAGCAGCGAACGAUAAUUAUCAUUUCUUAAUUUCCCUUCGGAUCUUCGUUAAUUCCUUUGAUUUUUCUCGCUGUUCCAGACUGUCCCAUAAGAGGAUUUGGGCUGCUAUCGUUGUCCUAAACAAGGAGCUGUUGGGGUUUUUUAAAUCUUCCGAUUCUUCCCCGUUGUUUGGUACGUCCAACUGUACAACGUCAGCAGGCUCAGCACUUGCGAUACCUUACAAAAGCUCAAAAACCGAGAACGCUGCAAGCCUGCAACAGUUGGGAAGUGAAUUCGUGAACAUUGACUGCGGAUGAUAAACCCAUUUUCCAGCCGUUUUCCGAGACGUUUGGCACCAACCUCAAGCUUUGCAGCCUUUGGCUUUGCUGUCUUGAUUUUUAGUUGAUCAGCGAUUCAGCAUUCAGCAGCAAUCUUGAUAUGCCGAGGAUAUUUCUCCAAAUCAAACAGCAUCUUUCCUUUGGCUUGUGAUAUCUCUGUCAAAGCGUAAACUGCUUGGUUUUAUCAUUUAUGGCUUUGAGUAUCGUAAAACCGUUGGUUGUCAGUUGCGUCUGUUAUGGACAUAGGUAAUGGUGCACAGUGAGAGUUACGGUGUUACCUAACGAUUGUUAGCGACCAUCGAAUAAUAACUGACAGUGUUGGACCAUGGAUUUUCAUGAUGGAUACGAGCGCCCUAAAAGUAGUUUUAUUUUGAACGGAAAUGGUCCUGGCGUGUUACCUGAUGAUGAUCCCGCAGUGAAGGCCAGAGAACGUGAAAUGCUGUUAUGGUUGAUGCACAUGGCGCAUGGGACAGUUCGCGAUGAUCUCAAGGAACCAUAUUAUCCGGAUGGUCAGGGUCAGAAGUUGAUAAAGCCUGAUUACGUUCUCGGCUUGACGAGUGGAGAACUUUAUGCGGCGGCGUUGGGAAAUAUUUACCGGACUCCAAACUACAGAAACUAUACGCACGAUGAAAUUCUACAGCUUCUAAGCAAGAAAGGCUAUCAGUUGGUAUAUUCUAAUGGCAAUCCCAUAACGGAAACUGAUCUUUCAUUUAACCGACCAAUUCGCAUGCGUGCACACUUGCCAGUAAUCGAUGCCAUUAGCCAGCUUGCAAAACGGGAAAUGGGCGUGCCAAACGGUGUGUUGAAGGAUUCGGCCAGGACGCAGACUUCUCCUUUUAAGAAAACUGGUUUCGCUCCUUUGCCAAACAGCACAUCGUGGUUAGAGUUAUCCUCUCCGGCGGACAAAUCCCGACUAUCCAGAGCUGCCACGAAUGAAGAAUUACCGGAAAAUAACUUUCAACCAGGUCAACCGCAGGUUAUCAAUUUGAAACUAGCACUGGAAGAAAAACAACGGAAACUUCGGGGACAAAGCGCAAAGAAAGGCCACGAAUGGAUCCAGCAGGUGGGGCAGCUGGGCGACAAUGCGUUUAUCAAAUCCGGACCAAAUGCACCGGCUUCAUCCGCAUCGUCACAAUCAUCACAGAAAUCGGAAGAAGAGCACUUAUACGAAGAAAUCAGCGAGAAUAAGGAUGAAGAUAUCGGUGAAACUAGUAAUUUUCCUUAUCGGCGUGCCAAGUGGACAGAACAAACGGAUAUCGGUGCCGGCGAUGCGGCUAAUGUUUAUUCUACCAGACAGCCUCCCAAACCUCUUCCUCGUCGGAAUGUGAGCGUUUCAGACCACGCCAGUCCCUCGUCUUUCCCUGCGUUCUCCAUGCACAACACUUCCCAGAGUAAUGCAAGUGAUUUUGAUUCGGUUGAUGAUGCUAGUGGAUCUCAUACAUUUUCCUCAGUUUCGGAACCUCUGGAUGAAGCCUUACAACAGUUUAUCCCCACGGGUGCAGCUCCCAAACCGGUCAAGUUCAAGCCAAAAGUAAUACGAAAUCCACAACUGACCAACGGGACUGGCACGGUAACUUUGGGGCCUGCCAUUGGGGGUGGGCGGGGCCAUGUCGGCGGACAUCGUGAUUUUGUCAAUUCGAUUGAUGUGCUCAAUCCGACCGCAGCUGAGCCACGGAAACUGUGGAACGACAAUGCGAACGACGAUGAUGGAAAUGCCAGUUUUAACGUGAUUGAAGAGAACAACGGAUCGGAGAUGGAACGUAGGAAACAGAAAAUUCUGGAAUCUCAGAUAAAACGUCGCGCUGAGCAGGAAUUGGCGCGGCAAGCAAAAGAGUUUGAGAAUGCUGAAAAGGCCGAGUUGCAGCGUCAGCGUCAAGCAGAAUCAGCUAAGAAGAAGGAAGAAGAUCGUAUUCGCCGUCAGAUCGUCUUCGAAGAGUACCAGCGUCGGAAAGCAGCUGCAGCAGCGGAGGAAGCGGGACUGGGGCCACCGGUGACCAUGAGGGAAAAUAAAUCUCGGAAACCGCGUCCUCUUUCAGUGCAUGCCAAUAGUGUGACGACACCAGUGCAAGCUCCUCCUGUGACCGAUUUCGCGACUAGCAAAAUAAAGCGGUGUCCUAGCCAAGGUGAUAUAAUGAAAGUCAGUCAAGAAUUUUCAAUCCUUUCACUCCAUAAUUCUCGUGUGGCUGCUGCGUCGGCAAGACAUGGCCCAACCGUUCCGGAGAGACGGCAAUUGUCACCUCCGGGAGGUUUUCGGACCCGAGCUGUGACGACGGAUUCAAUUAGUGAUGCUAGUUCUUCCAAUUCAAACCAGGACGUGCAGGUUUACAAUGGACCGAAGCUUUUCAAGAAGCCCAGCGCCAAAUCCAAUCGGUUAAUUAUUCAUAAUGCUAUUCGUGAUUGCUGCUUGCCUGGAAUCGUCAAUGAAGAUGUUCAGAAAAAGGUGCUUGAAGCACUGGCCAGAUAUAACGGAAGCCAUUUUUUGGUUCUGUUUCGUGAUGCAAAUUGCCAAUUCAGAGGAUUGUACGCGUAUGAUGCUGACGUAAAUGAAGCGGUGAAGGUGUACGGUACUGGUCCAACCAAGAUCGACGACAGCAUGACGGAAAAGCUCUACAAAUAUAAUUCUGGCAGUAAGAAGUUCUCGAUAGUUCCUACGACUCACCACAUGUCCGUGCAAAUUGAUGGCAUCACAAUACAGUCGGCACUGUGGUACGGGAAAAAGACUACCGGUUUGAAGCCUCCUUUGGAAAUUUUUUAAAUGCCCAAUCUCUUGAUUAGAAACAGUUGUGUGGUUUGAAGUUUUUCUUUCUUAUAAAUUUUUUUACGUAAGAAGUUUUCCUUUUUUCUUGUCAGAUGCGCUUUUUAACGUUUUUGUGUAUUGUGUGUACAAAUGAUUUGUGACGAAACGGUCAGCUACGUUGUGAAUUUGAGUCGUUCUCGCAUAAUGAACGCUUAUUUUGAUUAAAUUAUUAAUUUUAUGAUGUUUUGAAAUAUGCAGUUACAUUAUUAUAAAGAAAGAUUGUAUGAUAAUAUG
Molecule: messenger RNA, 3408 nt
Organism: Paramacrobiotus metropolitanus
Lineage: Eukaryota; Metazoa; Tardigrada; Eutardigrada; Parachela; Macrobiotidae
Product: patronin-like
Exons: 9
Coding region: 703-3132 (809 amino acids)
Biological process (GO): cytoplasmic microtubule organization; negative regulation of microtubule depolymerization
Cellular component (GO): microtubule minus-end
Molecular function (GO): calmodulin binding; microtubule minus-end binding
Source: RefSeq, a predicted model, not a curated record